GCAUUGGCUUGCCACGACCUGCCCUCCCGCCCUAGCAUUGAUAGUGUCGUUGUUGGUGGCGUGACCUGAGUGUGGGGUGCAAUAGUCUUGGGUCUCGCUUUCCGCAUCCUGACUGUCCAAGCUCUGUCUGACACCACUGCGUCUCCAGACCUUUCCCAUUGUUUGACCAACGAAAUCUAUGUAAUAACUGUUGCGUCCGUACUCUUCGCAGAUAUUCGAGAGAAACAUAUGCGCUUGUGCUAUCUACAAUGUCGUCCCAAAGCUUUCACGUCCGGCGCAGCAAUGUCGCCAAGCUAGACGAGUUGUCUCAGUAUAACGGCUUACGCACUACACGUUGGGUGCAACCGCCGCAGGGCAGAAGUGUGCUUGAAAUCCAAACUACGCACAGACCUACAGCACUGCAAAAGAUACCCAAGGAUCAGAAUUUGCUGACGCCUCCGUACCAUUGGCAUUGGUACCAAGACGAGUACUUCUACGUCAAGCAAGGCCGCUACAUCUUUACGCUUGAGGGUAAGGACAGUACUGUGUCCUCCUCUGACUCGCAGCCAGUGCAUAUUCCGGCACGAGCUCGGCACACGUUCAGAGUCGACGACACACACGAAGGGCCAUGUGAGAUCGAAUUCUCCACUGAUGUGUCUCCUCGAAGUUCGCCAAACGAUCCGGAAGCCUACGGACCCAACGAGAAGUUCUUCCGGAACCUUUACCAAUAUCUCGAUGACUGCUGGGUACAAGGCAAGAGUCCAUCGCCUUUCCAGCUCUUGCUGCUACUCGAUGCUGCUGAAGUAAGCCUGGCUCUGCCGGGACCGGCUUGGAUUGCUCAUCCGGUUAGCUACGCGAUCGGCGUGCUCGUAGGCAAGUGGUUCGGUGGAUACGUCCUCGGCUACAAGACCAGCUACCCAGAGUACUACGACAAGUCGCUGCACAGCAAGAAAACGAGAUAGAGUCUCCAUGCAUAUCCAUGUCUCGGUGAAGCUUCAUGUGUCAGCGUCAAUGACCGGAGCCAAAUCCAUCAGCUAUCUUUCGCAGGUCAACCGUCAGUACCAGCACAACGGUUGACAACGGGUGCAUUUACAUACCAACGACUCGCGCCUAAUACGGCGCUUGGCCAGCAUAUGCACAGUACACCUCAGCGCUGCGCGUUGGCCACGCUCACUCUUUCCUCCCGCUUGAUUGGGGGCCAAUUCCCUUAUUACGCUUUCUACUAGUCCCGUUAUGGACUGUUCUUAUAUUUGCCUGGCGUGAAGC
Baudoinia panamericana UAMH 10762 is the source of this 1245-nucleotide messenger RNA. RefSeq lists its product as uncharacterized. The record is from RefSeq and is a predicted model, not a curated record. The coding region runs from base 249 to 941 and encodes 230 amino acids. NCBI's taxonomy places the organism in Eukaryota, Fungi, Ascomycota, Dothideomycetes, Mycosphaerellales, Teratosphaeriaceae. The transcript has 3 exons.